Molecule: messenger RNA, 1792 nt
Organism: Thrips palmi
Lineage: Eukaryota; Metazoa; Arthropoda; Insecta; Thysanoptera; Thripidae
Exons: 3
Coding region: 167-1321 (384 amino acids)
Molecular function (GO): sequence-specific DNA binding
Source: RefSeq, a predicted model, not a curated record
UGCACAGACACAAAAUGGCGACGUAAACAUUGCAGAAUCGAAAUUGAGUUGACGAGACGACUGCUUUGGCUUUGUGCUCUUUCGCCUGCUGGGCAAAAACUCAAGAGAAACUAAAGGGAAUUCGCGGACAGAUUUACAGACUCAUCACUUUCCUGUACCCAAUAAAAUGCCCCAGCGUUGCUCUAUUCCUGGUUGCAAGACAGGCUACAAGCAGGGGCUGAUGCUGUUGUGUUAUCCUAAGGACCCAGAGAGGCGAAACUCUUGGGUGCAAGGUGUCCGGAAAGUGGGUCUUGAACCGACGAACAUGCAGUUUAUUUGCGAGCUCCAUUUUGGUCCGGAUCAAUGGGAAAAGAUUCGAGUUGAUGGCACCAGAAAGCUGAAGUGGUCAGGUGUGCCAAACAUGUUCACUCCAGAAGAGGUGGCUACAACGCUGGAACUGGUUCGAUCAAUUUCCAAGCUUAGGGAGCGUCCUCAAGGUCCUGUGAAGCGAAAAGGAAAUGAAGAUCAGCAAGAACCGAAACCAGAAGCCAAAGUAGCCUUUUCUCCAAAUGUUAUCAGAAGAGUGGUGAAGCUUGAUAAAAUUUGUAAAAGUAUUGAAGCACCUCUUGCCACGACUAAAUUUCAGUUACCUGUCAUUAGCAAACCCCCAAGUGAAGUUGCACAGAGCUCCUUAUUUAAUGAAGAAGUAAUUGAAGCUCCCUCCUCCAUUGUUAAUGUUAGUAGCCCAACAGAAGAUCCCCUUAGUUCUCAAACCUCAGCAGCUGAUGCCAUUAGUGGUGAAAAAACGUCUGCCGAGGAGUCAAUCCUGCCUCUAAGCUGUCCCUCACAUUCUAUUAUUGUUAAAUUACCAAAAUCUCGUUAUCAGAGUAGCCUUAUGGAAGACCUGGAUGAUUUAAAAAGUUUUCUUAAUGCAUCAGAACAUACAUAUGAGCAAAGGCUCAUUAAUUCAUUGGCACAGUUAGUCAAAAAGCAUGAACAGUUGGAUGAAAAACUUCAAAGGUGUGACAAAUUACUGGGGGAGAAUUCCUUAUUAAAGGAAAAGAUGAAAGAUCAUCAAAAAGUCUUACUUGAAAACUACACCUUAAGGGAGAAAAUUCGCAAGUAUGAGCAGAAGUCAAUGAUUGAAAAUGUGAUAUUAAGGGAGAAACUUGGUGGUAAUAAUGGGACAGUGAUAAGAAUUGAGAAAAUCAUAGACCCCACUCCUCAAAUUAACAGAGCCUGUGAAACAGUUAAGCGGGUUAAACCUUGUGUUUCACUAGUCAAUCCUAAUACUUUGAAGGAUCAAGAAGCGGGAUUUGUUUCGCUUGAAGAUCAGCUAUGAACAUUUAUCCUUUCAUCUGACUCAUUUCUCAGUUUGUCUUUUUUGUUAGCUUAUCUUAAAUGUUGGUACAGGUAGCUACGGUGUUUCCAGUGAAUCUGGGUCAUAACAUUUUGGUGUCAUGCAUUUUUGCCAUUAAACUUUUUCAAAGGUUUUUUAAAAUUUUAAGGUUGCAUUAUCUGGACUUUGUAAACCUGUGACUUUGUGUGGGAAGCAAAUUAAGUGCUUCUUCAAUAGGUUAAUUUGUAUAAAUUUUUGUACUGUGCUUUGACUGUUUUUUUUUCUAUUAUUUGUAAUUUUGUUCAUGUGUUUGACUUCCAGCUUAGUAUGUGGUCUUUAUGUACUGUCUCAUGUAAUAGAAAAAUGGUUACUUAGUUUUUAAUAAGUUCAGUUAAAAGAGAUUAGAUUAUAUUUUGUUUGAAGAUAAAUUCUAUGAAGUCUGAAUAAAUGUUUGUUUUUGAUAAUUUAUUGGAA